Molecule: messenger RNA, 1293 nt
Organism: Colletotrichum phormii
Lineage: Eukaryota; Fungi; Ascomycota; Sordariomycetes; Glomerellales; Glomerellaceae
Exons: 1
Coding region: 91-1167 (358 amino acids)
Source: RefSeq, a predicted model, not a curated record
GCUUCAGGCGAACGCUACCUCAAUACAAUAUCAUCUCUUUUUAACAAACAAAUCAAAGAGCUCACAAGUCACACCCGCAAACAACCAAUCAUGCUCUCCAAACACCUCUUGUCCCUCACCUCUCUCCUCCUCCCAUUCCUAACCCACGCCGACGAACCCCAAAACUUCGACGGCUCAACCUCCCUCUCGACCCCAGCAUACCUCUUCCCCGGCACCGACUCCACAAUCCCGAUCCUCAACCUCGGCGCCGCGGCCGCGGCCUCGUGCGCCAUCGGCCAGAAACCCUGCGACAACGGCUGUAUCCCCGUCACCGGAUCAUGCUGUGGCACGGGAUCGGGCGGAUACUGCGAGGUGGGCAAGUACUGCACCUCAGGCGGCUGCUGCCAAAACGGCAAGACGUGUUCCGGUCCGCCGCAGGGGUGUUCUGCUGGCAAAGUGCUUUGCAAUGGGCUUUGUAUCCCCUCCGGCGCGGUAUGUUGUUCAAAUGGAGGGUACUGCGAUGCCGGGAAGACGUGUACUGGUGAUGGGUUCUGUUCUGGCGGUAGUGGAGGCGGGGGAGAAGGUAGUUCUUGUGGGAACGGGCAGAUGUUGUGUGGGACUGGGUGUAUGCCUUCGGGACAGACUUGUUGUCAGACGUAUUACUGUCCUGCUGGAAACACUUGUGUGGGCGAUAAACGGUGCAAUAGCGGAGGAGGAGGAGGUGGUGGUGGUGGUGGAGGAAGCCAGUGUGCGGCUGGUCAGACUCCUUGCGGCUCGGGAUGUAUGCCGGCCGGGCAAGUCUGCUGCGAUACAUACUUCUGCGACGCCGGAGAGACGUGUAUGGGAAAUAAGAAGUGCAAUAAGGGUAGCAGCGGCGGCGGCGGCGGAGGAGGAGGUGGUGGUGAUACCAGCGCGACAUCCAGUUUGCUCGCAACGAUACCUGGUAGCGAAGCGGGCACGACGUCUCUGAGAGAUUUCCCUCAGCCCACGCAGACACUUGAUGGCGGUGAUGAUGGGCCGACAUCAUCGUCGUCAAGAUCUUCGUCGUCGACAACGAGGUCGGGGACAACCACGACAAGCGCGGCACCGACAUCGACGUCAGCCCAGGCUGCAGCAUUCUUGGGACGAUAUCUUGACGGCUCCUUCUUGAUUGCGGGCCUCCUCGUUGCAGCGCCGCUAGUUAUCUGAGAAUCAGCUGGAAGUAGUACAUUCCAGGAGUAAGAACGACAAAUGAGUAACGCGAGUGUGCCACUAAAUAUCAAGAGAAUAAGUCUAUAAUUUGAAUCAUAUUCCUUAACCAAGUCUCGCUCCCUA